AUGUCUAAGGAGCAGGAAAAAAAAAUGACAAAGGAGGAGAGGGAAAAGCUCCAUAGAUUAAAAAAAAAGAAAUAGUAGAAGCAGAAGAAGAAAGAGGAAAGAUCAAAUCAAAGUAAUGUUUAAAGUGAAUCUUCAUUUGACUCAGUUUCUGUGCAGACUGAAGUCUCAGAUAACACUCUCGCACGUCUUUCUCAUUAAAAUCAAAAUAAUAUUGCUAAUAGUGAAAUGCACUCUAAUGAUAAUAUUGAAGAUGUAGAAUAUGUUUAUGAAAGUGAGGACAACGUUUUAACUGGAUAAUAUUAUGAAUUAUUUAAAGAUGUGUUUAAAAAAUACUCAGAGAAGUAAGUUAGCGCUUAAGAGUAAUAAGAAAUCGAAGAAGAAAAGAAUGAAGAGGAGUAAAAGAAAUUGUAAGAAGAAUAUGAAGAGAAAAAAGCUAAAAGAGCUUAAGAAAAGCUUGAAAAAGAGUAAAACAAGGAGAAAUUAUCACGUAAAUAGCGUAAAUAAUAGAGAUGGUUGCAAGUUGCAUAGCUUAAGGCUCUCGUAAAGAGACCUGAUUUAGUAGAAGCAUGGGAUAUUACUGCACCUGAUCCAAGAACCUUAGUUUUUUUAAAAUCUUUAAAAAAUACUGUCCCUGUGCCUCGUCACUGGUGCCAAAAGAGAAAAUAUCUUUAAAACAAGCGUGGUAUUUUGAAAUAACCCUUUAAAUUGCCAGAAUAUAUUGAAAACACUGGUAUUGCCAAAUUAAGAGAUCCUUUCUCUGAAAGAGACGGUAUAACAAUGGUUAAAUAAAAGCUAAAAGAACGUAUGAAUCCUAAAAUGGGUAAAAUUGAAAUUGAUUAUGAUGUACUUCACGAUGCUUUCUUCAAAUAUCAAACUAAACCCAAGCUUACCAUUCAUGGUGAUAUCUAUUACGAAGGAAAAGAAGAUGAGUGUCAAUCUAAGAAGUAUAAGCCUGGAAGAAUGAGUGAAGCAUUGAGAUCAGCUUUAGAAAUAUCAGAUUACGCUCCUCCACCUUGGUUGGCUAGUAUGCAACGUUACGGUCCACCUCCAUCUUAUCCAAACUUGAAAAUUAUUGGUAUGACUUAUCAUGACUAAGGAGGAAGCUUUUUAAAUAAAGUUGCUAUUGAGGAAUAGGUAAAGUAAAUGAAUAUGCCUGGUAUCUAUGGUAUUUUUAAAUCAGAUGAUGAUGGGAAUGAUGAUGCCAUUCCAGUGCCUAAAGGAUAUUGGGGACAAGUCAUUGAAGAUGAUGACCAUAAUGUAGAAGACUAAGCUGAAGUUGUUGAGGAUUAAGACUUAGAUGAAGAUGACUUAGGAGACGAUGAUGUAGACUUCGAAGAAUAACUCUAAUCCUACGAUAAAUAAGGUGGACAAUAAUAAAAUUAUCCCAAACAUGCGGCAGUCAAUCAAUCAAAUGCUGCUGGCUUUGAGACACCUGAUGUAGAUAUUAGAGGAUAACCUGCUUCAGAGGCUCCUCUUUAUCAUGUGCUAGAACAAGUUCCAACAAAAGGAUAAUCUGGAGCUAUAUUAGGAAGCUAACACACUUAUAUAAUGCAUGGCUAGCAUUAAAAUUGA
Tetrahymena thermophila SB210 is the source of this 1572-nucleotide messenger RNA. Its product is annotated as PSP family protein. Lineage: Eukaryota; Ciliophora; Oligohymenophorea; Hymenostomatida; Tetrahymenidae. The transcript has 3 exons. Gene Ontology annotation, biological process: mRNA splicing, via spliceosome. The record is from RefSeq and is a predicted model, not a curated record. Gene Ontology annotation, cellular component: U2-type spliceosomal complex; catalytic step 2 spliceosome; nucleus.